UAUGCCAAUGUAAUUUAUGAGCAAAUACAAUUUCUGUUGAAUUUCAAGAAUUAAACAAUCAUUCUAAUGGAAUUUAUGGUAGAAACGCCCGCAACAAUGGCAAAAGCAAAAGUGGUUCCUUCGGCAUCAUUAAAGACUCAAAGUAUGGAGGACAAAGCGUCACUAAAAGAACUGGAUCAAUGGAUAGAGCAGCUAAAUGAAUGCAAGCAAUUGACAGAAAAUCAAGUCAAAACGUUAUGCGACAAGGCUAAAGAGAUUCUGACGAAAGAGUCGAACGUGCAAGAGGUAAAAUGUCCAGUGACGGUAUGCGGCGACGUUCACGGCCAGUUCCACGACUUGAUGGAGCUGUUCCGCAUCGGGGGCCGGUCCCCGGACACCAACUACCUGUUCAUGGGCGACUACGUGGACCGCGGGUACUACUCUGUCGAGACUGUCACAUUGCUUGUCGCGCUCAAGGUAAGAGGAAAAAAGAGGAGAGUAAAUUGA
Molecule: messenger RNA, 486 nt
Organism: Hyposmocoma kahamanoa
Lineage: Eukaryota; Metazoa; Arthropoda; Insecta; Lepidoptera; Cosmopterigidae
Gene: mts
Product: serine/threonine-protein phosphatase PP2A-like
Exons: 3
Coding region: 67-486 (139 amino acids)
Biological process (GO): peptidyl-serine dephosphorylation; mitotic cell cycle
Cellular component (GO): cytosol
Molecular function (GO): protein serine/threonine phosphatase activity
Source: RefSeq, a predicted model, not a curated record